AAGUAGACUCUCUCUCCCUCACACACUCUCUCUCUCUCUGUAAAACCUAUUUCAUCUUGGAGUAAGACAGAGACAAAGAGAGAGAGCAAGCAAUGACGACAGGCAAAAGCAAGAAGAAGAAGAUGGUCCUUAAGGCAGUCUCUGUCGUAGACAUCGGCUGUGGCAACUGUAAGUUCCCAAGCUUGUCUUCUUUUUUCAACCCUACCCCAAAAAAGCCCCGCCUCUACUCCUCUAAUUACGGUCACUGCCACUCCUCUACCCCCACCACGGCCUCCUCCUCCUCCGCCGUUCCAUCCACCUCCCACUGGUUCUCCGACACCUCUUCCUCUUCCGCAACACCCUCCACCGCCGCUGUCGCCGUCGAGAAAGACUCCGACGACCCUUACCUCGAUUUCCGACAGUCCAUGCUUCAGAUGAUUCUCGAGAACGAGAUUUACUCCAAAAACGAUCUUAGAGAGCUACUCCACUGUUUCCUCUCUCUCAACGAGCCAUACCACCACGGAAUCAUCAUCCGCGCUUUCUCCGAAAUCUGGGACGGAGUUUUCUCCGCUGCCAAACGCCGUGGCGACGUCCAAGAGUCUCCACUCGUCCACCGUCAUGGCUCACGUGCCUCGCACCGUAACCACUACCACCGAUCGAAGUAACCUUUUUUAACUACGAAUUAUGCCACGUCACCAAUAAUGUAUUGACACGUUAACUAUCCAUUUACCUACUACCGACGUGUCAAUAUAUUAUUGGGUUUGUGCUGUUUAACUUCUUAUCUUAGCUUUGGGAUUUUCUUCUUUGUCUUUUUAACCAAGUGUAACGACAAUGGUAGAAUAUUUAUAAUAUUGCUACAUGUUUCUAUGUUGAUUUUUGUAGUCGUAUUCGGCCAAAAUCGAAAAGAAUAGAACUUUUAAAGAUCU
This is a messenger RNA of Arabidopsis arenosa, 905 nucleotides long. The record is from the annotation of a GenBank genome assembly. Lineage: Eukaryota; Viridiplantae; Streptophyta; Magnoliopsida; Brassicales; Brassicaceae.